This is a messenger RNA of Batrachochytrium dendrobatidis JAM81, 1905 nucleotides long. RefSeq lists its product as uncharacterized. Gene Ontology annotation, cellular component: cytosol. The record is from RefSeq and is a predicted model, not a curated record. Gene Ontology annotation, molecular function: AMP deaminase activity. The annotation marks the transcript as partial. Lineage: Eukaryota; Fungi; Chytridiomycota; Chytridiomycetes; Rhizophydiales. The transcript is spliced from 2 exons. Gene Ontology annotation, biological process: AMP metabolic process; IMP salvage.
GAUCUUGAACUCAGUCAAGAACUUGAAGAAAUGUUUCAGACGCUGGAAAAAUGUGUUCAAAUGCGCGCAAAGUAUAUGGAGGCGAGUUACCAGUGCUUUGGUGACAAUCCAAAAGAUUCUCCUGAUUGGGAGAUUUAUCCUCCUCCUCCUAAACCUAGUUAUUGGCCACCUCAAGAUCCUUCCAUCGCUACCCCUGAAAUCCCAAUGUCUGUAAACAAUGCUUCGCAAACCUCCCUUGACCAUGGUGUGGAUAUUGCUGCUUUUCGUAUUCCUGAAGAACAUUCGGGAGAGUAUGCCAUGACCGAAUGUGGUGUUUUCCAAAUAUACAAGGACAAGAAUGAUGCUGCUACACACACUAAUGGAAAAUGCCACGUUCCAUCCGUCAAAAACUAUUUUCAAGACAUGGAGUACAUUCAAAAUAUCAUUUCUGAUGGACCCACCAAAAGCUUUGCUUUUCGUCGUCUUCGAUAUCUGGAAAGCAAAUUUCAAAUGUAUGUUCUUUUGAACGAGUAUCAGGAAAUGGCCGACUCAAAGCGUGUGCCUCAUAGGGAUUUCUACAACGUGCGUAAGGUAGACACUCAUAUCCAUCAUUCGUCCUGCAUGAACCAAAAGCAUCUGCUACGCUUCAUCAAAUCAAAAAUCAAAAAAAAUAGCAGCGAGGCCGUCAUUUUCCGUGAUGGUAAACACCUGACCAUUGCAGAAGUAUUUGAAAGUUUGAAUCUGACUGCAUAUGAUCUCAGUAUUGAUACUUUGGACAUGCAUGCACACAAGGAUUCAUUUCAUCGAUUUGACAAGUUCAAUCUCAAGUACAAUCCCAUUGGAGAAUCUCGUCUUCGUGAGAUUUUCUUGAAAACGGACAAUUUUGUAAAAGGCAGGUAUUUGGCUGAACUAACCAAAGAAGUGAUUAAUGAUCUGGAAGCCAGCAAGUAUCAGAUGGUCGAGUAUCGUAUAUCCAUAUACGGUCGGUCAAGAGACGAAUGGGAUAAAAUUGCCAAAUGGGUGAUUGAUCAUCGUCUAUUUUCGCAUAAUGUACGCUGGUUGAUUCAAGUUCCACGUCUGUAUAGCGUCUAUAAGAAAUCGCAUCAGGUCAAGUCGUUUGAAGACAUCAUUCGAAACGUAUUUGAGCCACUAUUUGAGGUCACUAAGGAUCCUCGCACCCAUCCUGAGCUGCAUAUAUUCUUACAGAGAGUAAUUGGUUUCGACAGUGUGGAUGACGAAAGCAAGACAGAGAAACGUAUAUUUAAAAAGUUUCCUGCUCCCAGGGCCUGGACGAUUGCCAUGAACCCUCCAUAUUCGUACUACCUAUACUACAUGUUUGCCAAUAUUUCAUCGCUCAAUCUCUUCCGUCGUGAGCGUGGCUUUAAUACGUUUCUUUUGCGUCCUCACGCCGGUGAAGCGGGUGAUCCUGAUCACCUCACAUGUGCGUUCCUUACUUCGCAUAGUAUCAGUCAUGGUAUUCUGUUGCGCAAGGUUCCGGCCAUGCAGUACCUGUUUUACUUGGAGCAGAUUGGCAUUGCCAUGUCCCCAUUGUCCAACAAUGCACUUUUCCUCAACUAUGAACGUAACCCAUUUUUGACAUUUUUUCAACGUGGUAUGAAUGUCUCGCUUUCCACGGACGAUCCUUUGCAAUUCCAUUUUACAAAGGAACCUCUUAUUGAAGAGUACAGUGUUGCUGCUCAGAUCUGGAAAUUAUCAUCCACAGACAUGUGCGAAAUUGCACGAAACAGUGUUCUCCAGAGCGGUUGGGAACUCAAAAUCAAGCAGCGCUGGUUAGGAAAUACCUGCUAUAUGGCCGGUCCGGCAGGAAAUGAUAUUCACAAGACAAAUGUACCCAACAUUCGUCUUCAAUACCGCUACCAAACUCUUAUGGAGGAACGUAUGAUGGUGCUUAGUGCUCUACGUGUC